Molecule: messenger RNA, 2136 nt
Organism: Lachancea sp. 'fantastica'
Lineage: Eukaryota; Fungi; Ascomycota; Saccharomycetes; Saccharomycetales; Saccharomycetaceae
Source: the annotation of a GenBank genome assembly
AUGCCCAGAAAGCAAGCACAGAUUCAAUUCCAUGGGCUAGGAAAUAAUGUAUCACCGCCAUGUCUUGUUGGAAAGACAUCGCUUUCCAAUUUUUAUUCAAAUUUAUUCGUUGAAAUCGGUGAACAAUUGCAUCUUUCGGAGCCAUUUACUCCAGACUCCAGAAUUUCCACUUUACAGACAAGGACUCAGAUACUCCAUCAUCCCAUCCCAUCCAAUGACUGCGACGUUGCUUGUAGCUUCACCUAUGACAGAUGUUGGUCGGGAUCAUAUAACACGGGCCAUCGCAGACUUAAAUUGUAUAAAAUUGUUGUCAAUUUCAACAAGAUCGCUAUCCUACAACAGCUGAAAUACACCGAAAUCAUGCUAAGAAACCGGUUUGGUGCAGCUUUGAGAGCUUCUGCUACAAUACCAAGCUGUUACAGACCACUGGGCUUUUUUCCGCUCUCAAAACGCUCUUAUUCUGAGGAUUCAGCGGUUAAAACUCACAUCCAAUCAACCAAUGACUUACAGGACCCAGAAACUCAAGAAAGUCCUGCUGGCUUACCUACUCAAGAGGUUUCAGCUAAACCGGAAAUCCAGCCUUGGUACCUGAAUGUUGGCAGGGAACAGCUCCAAGAAAAUAGCUUCCCUCAAGAGAAAAUUGAACUUCCCAAGGACGCACCAGAAUCCUUGCAAAUACUGACCGCAUUUCUCAGUGACGAAUUGGGACUUGUCGAUAUUCUCAUAUUCCAAACCAAAGAUUUAGACGAUGAUCACACUACUGCGGUUGCCAAGUUCAGCGACUACAUCGUGUUGGCCUCCGCCAAAUCGGGAAAACACUGUUAUAAAAGUUUCGUAGAGGUCAACACUUUGCUGAAACAAAAGUUCCAAGUGCAACCGCAUGUUGAAGGUAACAUAAGCGCCAACGAGCUCCGCAGACGCCAGCGCAGACUGGCAAGACACACCAACCUGAGCAAAUCGCAAGGUUCUCGCCCCGCGGUCACUAGAAGCGCUACACAAGCGGAUUCCUGGUAUUUGAUCGAUUGUCGAGUCGACAACAUUUUCCUCAAUAUCAUGUCAGACACGAGGAGGCAGGAAUUAAAUUUGGAAGAGCUUUAUGCACCAUCAAAAGACAAGCAUCUUUACAGACGCCAGCCUCAAAGCCCCGACGUUUCGGUUGGGGAAGACGACGACAACGUUUUGGCAGGACUGAAACGGCUAGUGGCUCGAAACCAGAAAAGAUUUUAUUCCACUGUUUCAGAAAAACAAUUACUGACCGAUCGGUUGCUGAAACAGGACUUUCAAGCUGCAGAGCGUUUGACAACGUCGGAACCCAGCUCAUUAAGCACUCUCAAGACUAUUUCAGGGGCUUUACAGACGAUACCGGCAGACACUACCGUGCAGACACAACGCUGGUUGCAAUUCUUCAACAGUGUGUGGAGUCCCCAAUUUGCAUUCGACACAGAAUACUGGCACCUCAGGUCACACCUUUUGAAGUUACUGAACUGUUGCGGAAAAAGCCGGCUUUCCCUAGAGGAAGUCUUCGCCAACUCACUACAAUUCAAGUUGGCGAGCGGUAAUUUGUUAACAAAGGAAGAUCUACUAGAGUUCCUACAAUUGGCCGACGCCAAUAUACAGGAAGGGCAGGAGCUCGCCCAAGUCAAUAAAAUAGUGGUUAGAGCUCUACAGCUAUACAAGGGCAUCGAACCUGAACUUUUACUCGAUACUGAAAUAAUUUGCCAGUUGUUUAAGACCAUGAAUGGACCGCACGCAUCACUGGAAUCACUCAACGGGAUGAUCGAUUUCAUUUGUGCAGAAUUUCCUUCACAAAUUCCGGUCCCCGUAAUCGACACUGUAUUGCAAUCCUUGGCUAAGAGAAAGGAAUACAUGAAGGCCCUAAAGUUUUGGGAAAACGGGAUAAUAUUGCGAAAUGCCAAUGAUUAUAGACCUUGGUCCAUAUUUGUCAAUAUGGUAGCAGAGUCUCGCGAUGUCAAAUUCAUCAGAAAUGUACUGAAUGGAGGACAUUUACUGUGGAUAAAGCGGAAUAACGUUAUAGUGGGUCCGGAACUGGGUAAAGCACUUGAAUCUCUCUUCGACGCAGCGGAUCCCAACAAUAUUGCAUAUACUGAUCUGAGAGAAUAUCUCACACAAGAUUGA